This is a messenger RNA of Bipolaris maydis ATCC 48331, 1159 nucleotides long. RefSeq names its product Pre-mRNA-splicing factor of RES complex-domain-containing protein. The record is from RefSeq and is a predicted model, not a curated record. Gene Ontology annotation, biological process: mRNA splicing, via spliceosome. Gene Ontology annotation, cellular component: RES complex; U2-type spliceosomal complex. Gene Ontology annotation, molecular function: RNA binding. Lineage: Eukaryota; Fungi; Ascomycota; Dothideomycetes; Pleosporales; Pleosporaceae.
AGCCCCGCCAUCCAAUCAAGCAUGUCUGGACUUGCCGACUAUCUGGCCAAAAACUACCUUACCGCUGAUUCGGAAAAGAAAUCCAAGAAGCGCAAGAGAAAGAACAAGGAUGCCGGCCUCAUCAUCGAAGACGACGACAAUCUGGGUUGGAAAGACAAGGCCGACGAUGACGACGAUGACGCACCAAUGAUAGUCGGUGGAGGCACGCUGAAGAAAUCAAAGAAGAAAUCAAAAGCCACCAGCGCAGCAACGUGGACAGCUGUCGGUGUCGCUGCGCCCUCGCAUGCUGCACAACUUGCUGCAGACGCAGCUGCCGCCGAUGCCAUCAUCGCAGGCACUGCUGCAGAUCGCGAAAGGGCAGCGGCAGCCGAGGAUGAAGCACCAGAGAUGGUAGACCAGGAUGGUAUACUUCGAACAGCGUCAGGCACAAAAGCAGGCCUACAAACGGCUGCCGAAGUCGAGGCCGCCAUGAACAAGAAGUUGGACGAGGAGAAGCGCCAGGCCGAGAAGAUUGCAAAGGAAAUGGGGGGUGCGGCACCGGAAACCAUAUACCGAGAUGCCAGCGGCCGCAUCAUCAAUGUCGCUAUGAAGCGCGCCGAGGCACGCAAAAAGGCCGAGGAAGAGGAGCGCCAGAAGCGUGAAAAGGAACGCGCAGCACGCGGAGACGUGCAAAACGCAGAAGCCGAACGUCGCAAGCAACAGCUGCAAGACGCAAAGACAAUGACGGUCGCCCGGUACGCAGAUGACGCCGAGCUCAACGACGAGCUCAAGGAGCGCGAUCACUGGAAUGACCCGGCCAUGGGCUUUUUGCGCAAGAAGAAGGCUGGACGCAGUAUCACCGGAAAGCCGCUGUACAAGGGGCCUUUCCAGCCAAACAGAUACAACAUUCGUCCUGGUCACCGGUGGGACGGCAUUGACCGUAGUAAUGGGUUCGAGAAACAGUGGUUUGACUCUAGGAACCGCAAGGCGAAUAUCGAGAAACUCGAGUACCAGUGGCAAAUGGAUGAAUAGUCCUCUUUCAUCACUGUGUCUGCAAAAGGUCAACCCCAAGACUUUUUUUUGUUACAUUUUUGCAUAGCGCAGGCGUUUUUGACAUGUUACCAAAAUUACAAGUUUCGGCUGGUACAAGGCCAUUCCACAUCCAAUCUCGAAUUCUCAU